Molecule: messenger RNA, 1311 nt
Organism: Trypanosoma rangeli
Lineage: Eukaryota; Euglenozoa; Kinetoplastea; Trypanosomatida; Trypanosomatidae
Product: putative RNA helicase
Exons: 1
Coding region: 1-1311 (436 amino acids)
Molecular function (GO): RNA binding; RNA helicase activity; ATP binding
Source: RefSeq, a predicted model, not a curated record
AUGAGCAGUGGACUUGCCGACUUUGACGGGGAUGACGUGAAGGUGCCUAUUGUGUCCGCCCAACCUCAUAUGGGCGUGGGCAUGGGGACCCACAGCGCCGUCGCCUUGGGAGGGUUUCAAGACUUCUGCCUGAAGAGUGAACUUGCCAACGCCAUCCGCGAGAACGGCUUUGAGCACCCGAGCGAAGUACAGCAUCAGGCACUGCCGCAGGCGAUGCUUGGCGCCGACAUCCUUGCGCAAGCUAAGUCUGGUAUGGGAAAGACGGCUGUCUUUGUCUUUGCGCUGUUGGAGCAAAUUGAGAAGGUGCCAGAAGGGCAGAAACCGCAUUGCCAGGCAAUCGUCGUCGUUCAUGCCCGUGAGUUGGCGUACCAGAUCGAGCAAGAGUUCAAGCGCUUUAACAAGUACUUGCCGUACUGCACCACAGGUGUUUUCUUUGGUGGCAUCCCGGAGGACGAAAACGUGAAGCAGCUCAAGAAGGAAGUCCCUGCGAUAGUGGUGGGAACACCAGGGCGUCUCAGCGCACUUAUUCAGCGCAAAGCCCUUGACGCGUCGCGCGUCAAGUGGUUUGUCGUGGAUGAGUUUGACCGCUGCUUAGAGGAUGUUAAGAUGCGCCGCGACGUUCAGAUGGUGUUUCUCAAGACACCCAAGGAAAAGCAGGUGAUGAUGUUUUCUGCCACCAUGACCGAUGAGCUUCGUAAUGUUGCGAAGAAGUUUAUGAGUAACCCGACAGAGAUAUACGUGGAUCAGCGGGCAAAGCUUACACUGCACGGACUUGCACAGUAUUACAUGAACGUUACAGAGGCCCAAAAGCUCCGUAAACUAUGCGACAUUCUUGAUGCUGUGGAAUUCAACCAGGCUAUUAUUUUUACCUCCUCUGUGGAGCGUUGCGAGGCACUUAGCCGCCAGCUGCAGGCCCUUAAAUUUCCCGCCAUGGCUAUUCACUCUCGCAUGGAACAGCCCGAGCGUCUCCGCGUGUAUGAAAGCUGCAAGUCGAAUCACACCCGUAUUAUUGUUGCCACUGAUCUUUUUGGCCGUGGUGUCGAUAUUGACCGCAUCAACCUCGUGGUGCAAUUUGAUAUGGCCUCGGAUGCGGACUCGUGCCUUCAUCGCGUGGGUCGUGCAGGUCGUUUUGGCACGAAGGGGCUGACGAUUGCCUUCCUCACCGAUGAGGAGAAGGAGAUUAAGCGCGAGAAUCGGAAGUACACCGAUCACGGCGUUAUGAAGGACCUUCAGGAGAGGUUUGAGAUGCAGGUCCAGGAGCUGACAGACAUCAGCACUCAACUUAACCAGAGCCAGUACAUGAAUCAGUAA